CUACACGCCUUCCAUCACCAGCGAUCCAUCCAUUUUCAGCAUCCGGCACUUUCGACUCAACCGCAUCACCCAAUCCAACCAAAUCCACCCCAUUUCAACUCCAUCACCAUGACGGGCGGAAAGUCAGGCGGCAAGGCCAGCGGCGCGAAGAGCAGUGCGCAAUCCCGUUCAUCCAAGGCCGGUCUCGCAUUCCCAGUUGGUCGUGUCCACCGUCUCCUCAGGAAAGGCAACUACGCGCAGCGUGUCGGUGCCGGUGCUCCGGUCUACCUCGCAGCCGUUCUUGAAUAUCUGGCCGCUGAAAUCCUCGAGUUGGCUGGCAACGCCGCCCGUGACAACAAGAAGACCCGUAUCAUCCCGCGUCAUCUCCAGCUCGCUAUCCGCAACGACGAGGAGUUGAACAAGCUUCUCGGCCACGUCACGAUCGCCCAGGGUGGUGUACUGCCCAACAUUCACCAGAACCUCCUGCCCAAGAAGACCACCGGCAGCAAGGGUGCCGCUGGCCCAAGCCAAGAGCUGUAAACGCUUUUCGGUUCAUGAUUUCGUGGUUACGGCGUCCAAGGGGUUGCUCGGUCGAGAUGAUAAUGGGGUUCAUCACGGCGGGUAUGAGCACUGGACACAGUGCCUGGUUUCGUUAUUUGCAUGGCUGCGUCUGAUUUCCGGCAGCGGAGAAAGCUGUACAUUAU
Molecule: messenger RNA, 683 nt
Organism: Baudoinia panamericana UAMH 10762
Lineage: Eukaryota; Fungi; Ascomycota; Dothideomycetes; Mycosphaerellales; Teratosphaeriaceae
Exons: 4
Coding region: 109-519 (136 amino acids)
Cellular component (GO): nucleosome
Molecular function (GO): structural constituent of chromatin; DNA binding; protein heterodimerization activity
Source: RefSeq, a predicted model, not a curated record